Molecule: messenger RNA, 940 nt
Organism: Oxyura jamaicensis (ruddy duck)
Lineage: Eukaryota; Metazoa; Chordata; Aves; Anseriformes; Anatidae
Gene: PLD6
Product: phospholipase D family member 6
Exons: 2
Coding region: 10-663 (217 amino acids)
Biological process (GO): piRNA processing
Cellular component (GO): mitochondrion
Molecular function (GO): RNA endonuclease activity producing 5'-phosphomonoesters, hydrolytic mechanism
Source: RefSeq, a predicted model, not a curated record
GGGGGAGCGAUGUGGGCGGCGGGGACGCGGCGGCCGGGCCUGGUGCUGGCGGCCCUGGCAGCGCUGGGCCUGGCCCUGGAGGUGCUGGCGGCCCGGAGGCGGCGGCCGGUCCGCGAGGUGCUCUUCUUCCCCUCGAGGCCCAGCUGCACCGAGGCGCUGCUGGCUGAGGCGGCGAGCCCCGAAGGAACGCGGGGCCCCUGCCCCUGCCCGCUGCCUCAUGGGGACUGCGCCCUCAGCCGCCUGCUGCGGCACCUCCUGUCCGCCCGCCGCUCCCUCGAGCUCUGCCUCUUCGCCUUCUCCAGCCCGCAGCUGGGCCGUGCCGUCCGCCUCCUGCACCGCCGCGGCGUCCGGGUCCGCGUGGUGACGGACGCGCAGUACAUGGCGCUGAAGGGCUCGCAGAUCGGCCUCCUCCGGCACGCCGGGAUCCAGGUCCGCCACGACCAGGAGACCGGCUUCAUGCACCACAAGUUCGCCAUCGUGGACAGGAAGAUGCUCAUCACGGGCUCCCUCAACUGGACCACGGAGGCGAUCCAGAACAACCGGGAGAACAUCCUGAUCAUGGAGGACGCGGAGUAUGUGCAGCCUUUUCUGGAGGAGUUCGAAAGGAUUUGGGAAAUAUACGAUCCCCUCAAGUACACGUUUUUUUCCAAAGAAAAUAAAUGAUUAAGCUGCUUCCCUGAGCUGGAGGAGUAUUGAGCAGAUGGCAUUCAGGGGUUUAUUGUGUAUAGACAUCAUUGUAUUCCCCGUCUGGUUGUAAUUUAGUUAAGCUCCUCCAGCACUGAAGUGCUCUCUCUGCCCUGAAGUGCCACAGGUCCCUUGUGUGCUACGUUAGCAGGAGUGACCCAGCUGAUCGGUGAGUUGUUCUGCGAGGAGAGCCGCAACGGGGCUCAGUUCACAGAGCUUGAAGCUUCCAACAGGCUCAGGGCUGUGCCCUGGGGCA